Molecule: messenger RNA, 933 nt
Organism: Neurospora hispaniola
Lineage: Eukaryota; Fungi; Ascomycota; Sordariomycetes; Sordariales; Sordariaceae
Exons: 2
Coding region: 1-933 (310 amino acids)
Source: RefSeq, a predicted model, not a curated record
AUGUCUUCGGAAACCCCGAUAAAAAAUGUCACCCUCGUCGGUGCCUCCGGCAACCUGGGCCGCGUCCUUCUUUCCCACCUCCUCAAAACCAAUCUGCACAUCACCAUUCUCCAACGCGCCUCCUCCAAAUCCACCUACCCCUCCCAUCCCAACCUCACCAUCACCACCGUCCCUUCCUGGUCCGUCCCCGAAGUCACUCUAGCCCUCCGCGAUCAACACGCCGUAAUUGCCGCCUUCCCCCUCCGCGACCUCCCAGCCCAUCUCACCCUCGCCACAGCGGCCUGGGCCUCCGGCACAGUAACCCGUUUCAUCCCGGCCGACUACGGCAGCGUAGAUGCCCGAAGCAAAAGAGCGCAGGAUCUUGUACCCUUGUUCGGCAAGAAGGUGCAGGUUCGCGAGACACUGGAGAUGUUGAGCGAGGUCAGCGGAGGCCGUCUAAGCUGGACCAGUCUGGUCAACGGCCACUUUUUCGACUGGGGUCUGACCAACGGAUUCCUGCAUUUCUAUCCGUUCGAACAACCUCCGAGGGCGCAUAUCCUCGGCUCCGGGAACGAAAAGAGCUCCCAGGCGACGCUGGGGCAGGUGUCAAAGGCCGUGGUGAGUAUCUUGACGGGUGACGCUGGACAUCUCGAGAAGACGAGGAACAAAGUCCUCAUGUUGCAGUCGUUCCUCGUCUCUCAGAAUGAGGUUGUGCAUGUGCUGGAAAAGGUGACGGGCAACAAGUACGAAAGGCAGGGGGAGGGGGCAGGAGAGGCAAUUGAGGAUUUGGUCUUUGCGCUGGGGGUGGUGGAAGGGGAUUGGACGAACCAGCCGGAGUAUGCGAUGGGGCUGUUGGGCUUGGAGGAGGAGGAUUUGGAGGCGGUGGUCAGGAAGGCGCUGGAGGAGAGUGAGGAGGGGAGGAAGUUGUUGGCUGGGAGCGGAAACUACCUGUAG